This is a messenger RNA of Oreochromis niloticus (Nile tilapia), 4937 nucleotides long. Its product is annotated as activin receptor type-1. The record is from RefSeq and is a predicted model, not a curated record. The coding region runs from base 1675 to 3963 and encodes 762 amino acids. Gene Ontology annotation, cellular component: plasma membrane; BMP receptor complex. Gene Ontology annotation, molecular function: ATP binding; transmembrane receptor protein serine/threonine kinase activity. The transcript has 12 exons. Gene Ontology annotation, biological process: transforming growth factor beta receptor signaling pathway; protein phosphorylation; cellular response to growth factor stimulus. NCBI's taxonomy places the organism in Eukaryota, Metazoa, Chordata, Actinopteri, Cichliformes, Cichlidae.
ACCUGAAUACAAAACAGACCCAAAUAAUAAAGCGUCCAACUAGACUAAUAUGUGUCUUGUAUCACUUUUAAAAUGUCAGCUAUAAAUUAUUGUGGCAAUAAUAUGUUGGCUUUAAUCAUAUUUAAUGUCUCGUAAGCAGAAAAUCCCUCAAAUGGUUAAAAUCACAGCUGCCUACAGUGGGAGAAAUAAUUAUUUAAUCCUCUGCUGAUUUGCAUUACAAAUCACAUUGAUUUACAUGUCAUUGAGUGAAAUAAGUAUUUGAUCCCACAACCAAAACAUGACUUAGUAGUUGGUGGAGAAACCUUUGUGGGCAAGCACAGAAGUAUGAUGUUUCUAGUAGUUGGUCACCAGGUUUGCACACAUUUUAAAACGAAUUUUACACAAACUCACAAAACCCUUUUAGGUUUCUUGGUUAGCACUUGGUAACUCAAAGUUUCAGCUCCUUCCACAGACUUUCUAGAGGAUUGGAGGAGACUAGAAAGUCUGUGGAAGGAGACUGGCUAGGCCAUCCCCUGACCUUAACAAAUGUAUUCUUUAACACAUUCCUUUGUUGACUUGGUUGUAUGUUAUGGGGUCAUUGGAAGACCCAUCCAUGACCCAUCUUCAGUGUUCUGGCUAAUGGAAUGAGGUUCUCGUCCCAAGAUUUUAUUGUAGCUUUUUGUGUCUAUUGCCCCCGUGACGUUUUGAAAUUGUCUUGUAGCCUUAGCAGUAAAACAGCCCAUAAUGUAAGUAAAACAGCAACAUAAUGUUUCCACAUGUUGUUUCUGUGAAGGUUCUCAGUCAUCCAGGUCAGGAGCUUGGAAAGAAAAGUGUCUGGACUUCUUGAAGUUGCUUGAAGACAUUUCACCUCUCAUCCGAGAAGUCCAGACGCUUUUAUUUCCACUUGUUCUUUGGGUCAUACUUGAUUUUUGGUUUCAUUUGGCCACAGCACUUUCUCCCAAGCAUCUCUGAAUCAUUUAGAUGUUUCUUGGCAAACUUAAGAUGGUGAUGCUGAAAGACUUUUGUCCCUGUUACAACUUAGUGUGUCCCAAUAAUCUUUGUUUUUGGGUUUUCCUCCACCUUACUCUUGAUUAUUCUCACCCGAUGAGUCAAGAUAUUGCAUGGAGCAAAAGAUCCAGGCUGAUUGGUGGUCAUUUUAUAUUAUUUAUUAUAUUUCAUUCAUAAUUGCACCAAGGGUUGUCACCUUCCCAUCAAGGUUUUUGCAUUUGUUCUGGUAGCCCAUUCUUCAGCUCUUUGGUCUUGUCCACAGUGGUGGAGAGGUUGGAAUGAAAGAAAUGGAUGCUGUUGAUAGGUGUGCUUUAUACACAUCAGGAGAUGAGAUCAGGAGUGUCUGUAGUUAAUGGAAUGUAAUUUGUGUGCCACACAUGGGGAACCAGAAUCUGUGCCGGCCAGAAUUUUGGGUUCUGAAUUCUGGCUCGAUUGUAGGGGAUCAAAUACUUACUGCAUUUAAUAACAUGCAAAUCAAUUUUAUAAGUUUUUUGUAAUGGUUUUUUUUCUUGAUUUUUGGCUGAUAUUCAGUCUCUCUCCAUUAAAACGAAACUACCCAAAAAAUUAGAGACUGUUAAUUUCUUUGUAAGUGCGCAAAAUUACAAAUUCAGCAGGGGAUCAAAUAAUUAUAUUCCCCACUAUGCAUGCCUUUUGGUCCAGUUGCACCAGUAACAGCAUGUGAGUGGCAUGUUUAAUUAUCUCUAUCUAAUCACUUUAAGCUCUGCUCAACUUCUUAGAGUAAUGCUUAUCAAGAUGGCCCUCUGGAGUGAGAUCACUGGAAAGAGUCUGGGAAGGAAUUGUGGCAUCAUAAAAUGGCAGCGGCGACAUGCGGGAUCACUUUCAAGUUUCUCUAGUAGCGCUCGGCAGGAGUCUACCCUAACAUACUUCUGGCUGAGCCAUGUCUAUUUCAGGUCUACAAUGACGAGUGUGGACAUGUUUCUGUUAGUUGUGAUCACACUGGUCCUCCCCUGUUCAAGCUUAGAAGGUGAGGGCGGUGUGAGAAAUGAAUGUUUAUGUGACGGAUCAUCCUGCAGCAGUGGGGACCGAUGCUUUGGUCAGGAGUGCUUCAGCUCUCUCGCGAUGAUAAACGGGACAUCAGUCGUUCGUAAAGGCUGCAUUUUGGGGGACGAAGACCGAUCCUUGAGCUGCAGAUCCACACCAACUCCUCAGCUGGUGGUGAAGUGCUGCUAUGGGCAUUUGUGUAAUAUGAACAUCUCCCUUAACUUCCCACUAAAAGAUGUACAACUGUCUGCUGGCAGACCAGUCCUCAGAGACCAAGAGUGUGUAUGCGAGGGCGGUGUGUGUGAGCAUGGCCAUCGCUGCACAGGCCAGCACUGUUUCGCCGCUCUGAAGAUGAUUGAUGGGGCAGCCGUCCAACAGAAGGGCUGCCUGAGGGACGACGAGGAGGGCAAAGCCACCUGUGCCAUGCCACCCUCAUCGGCCCAUGUUGUCAAGUGCUGCCAGGGCCAUCUGUGUAACAUGAACGUCACUGUGCAAGCCCCAGGGAAAGGUACAGUAGUCCAGAGUAAGUCCCCGAGCAAAGAGGAGCAUGAGUGCGUGUGCGAGGGUCAUUCAUGUGGAACACAGAAUCGCUGCUUGGGCUACCAGUGUUUCUCAUCUCUGGCAGUCAGUGGCGGCAUCAUAAUGUCCCAAAAAGGCUGCUUUAAGGUCUUAGAACAGAGCACGAUGACCUGCAAGACCCCGCCUUCCACAGACCAGAUAGUCUACUGCUGCCAGGGACACCUGUGUAAUAUGAACAUAACUGUGGAGCUCCCUGUCAAAGCUGAUGAGCAAUCCAACUACAGUGUGACCACACUAGCUGUUGUCAUCGUGGCACCCAUCAUUGUCCUCAUCAUCCUCUCUGCUGUCGCUAUCCUGGUGUUCAGAAGGAUCCACCACAACCAAAUGGAGAGGCUAACCUCCCGAGAUGCUGAAUAUGGAACUAUUGAUGGCCUUAUAGCUUCUAAUGUGGGGGAGAGCACUCUAGCGGAUUUGCUGGAUCAUUCCUGCACUUCAGGAAGUGGCUCAGGACUCCCUUUCCUUGUUCAGAGAACUGUUGCACGACAAAUCACACUAAAUGAGUGUGUGGGCAAGGGCCGUUAUGGUGAAGUGUGGAGGGGCCAGUGGCAGGGAGAGAAUGUCGCAGUUAAAAUUUUCUCCUCUCGAGAUGAAAAGUCUUGGUUCAGAGAGACUGAAAUCUACAACACUGUGCUGCUGAGACAUGAAAACAUCUUGGGCUUCAUCGGUUCAGACAUGACCUCGAGGAACUCCAGCACCCAGCUGUGGCUCAUCACUCACUUUCACGAGAUGGGCUCCUUGUACGAUUACCUUCAGCUCAACACCCUCGACGCAAACAGCUGCCUCCGGAUGGCGCUCUCCAUUGCGAGCGGUCUGGCGCAUUUACAUGUCGAGAUCUUUGGCACUCAUGGCAAGCCAGCUAUUGCCCACCGAGACCUGAAGAGCAAAAACAUAUUGGUGAAAAAGAACGGACAGUGCAGCAUUGCUGAUCUCGGUCUGGCUGUCAUGCAUUUUCAAGACACAAACGAGUUAGACGUGGGGAACAACCCUAAAGUUGGAACAAAGCGCUACAUGGCCCCUGAAGUGCUCGAUGACUCCAUCCAGAUGGAUUGCUUUGAGUCCUACAAGAGAGUGGACAUUUGGGCCCUGGGCCUCGUCCUGUGGGAGAUCGCCAGGAGGACAGUCAGUAAUGGAAUUGUAGAAGAUUACAAGCCCCCUUUUCAUGACGUGGUCCCAAAUGAUCCGAGUUUUGAAGAUAUGAGGAAAGUUGUGUGUGUGGAUCAGCAGAGACCCAACAUCCCAAACAGAUGGUUUUCAGACCCAACUUUAACCUCCAUGGCUAAACUCAUGAAGGAGUGCUGGUACCAGAAUCCGUCAGCCAGAUUAACGGCGCUGCGCAUCAAAAAGACUCUCACAAAGAUCGACAACUCUCUGGAUAAAAUAAAAACAGACAUUUGAGCCUUCCCCGAGAAGAUGAAGCAGGCAUGUGCUGAGGGCCAUUGAAGAUGUCCGGAGGAUGGACCACCUUAGAGAAAAAUCUCACAAGAUAAAUGACUCAGUAAUUUCAGUGCCCUUAUAGUGGCACAGACUUAUAUUUAUUUUAAAACAUUUGAGGGACAUAUUUUGGCAUCCAAAGAUGGCUUACCAGGCAUUUCCGAGACUGCCGAUGGUCUUAGAAAUGGGAAAAUAUCUAUUUCAACUUUUAUCAUAGGAGCUUGACUAUUAGAAAUGUUCUUCAAGGAAGAAACUUACCAGGGCAUUUGAGUAGGGUUGCUUGUUUUUAGAGGAGCAGAUUUUGUUUGAAAACAUUUUUUAGCUUGGAAAAUGUCUGAACACGGUCAUUUCUUUAUCUCUUUAAUUGUACUGCGUUGUUCUUUUGCAUUACGGUCGAUCCAUUUGGAAAAGAUGUCAACUCGCCGGUUGAACUUGCCUAGUCAGUCAGCAAACUUUGUAACACAGUGAACAUGUCGAGGUGUGUUAUGUCUCACUUUGUGUCCUGUACCACUGUUUACAAUGCUGUCAGAACAGGUUUCUUGGGAUUUUGUUCAGUUCUGUAACAUUUAGUUGUACAGUCAAGUCAGUGGCACCAUCCUUUUCCUGAUAUCGUCCAACUACAAGGUACUCUGUUGCAAACCUUUUGUAUAUCAUCAUUAACUUUACAUUGAAUUAUUUUUAUCUUGUUUUGCUUCUUCAGCUUUACAGAGACAUAUGCUAAAAGAACAAAUACAAUAUCUGCUAGAUGAUGCUGAACUGUAUUCCUCCAGAGGCCUGUAAGUAAGCCUGUAAAGCCUGUAUAUUGUCUUAACGCGUGCAUUGUUGUCUUAAUGCGUGCAUUGUCAAAGUAACUGAAGUCAAACUUUUUUAAUUUCUUUAACAUUUUAUAUCAAUUAGUUAUUUCUAUUAAUUAAAAUGGAAAAAAAAGAAGUAAAUUA